CCUGUCGCUAUUACCUACCUUGGUCUAGUUCACGUCCGUUGCCAUGUAGUUUCCAAACGGUGGAGGCAGGCUCUGUUCCAUGCUAGCUUUGUGACCACAGUCGGUGGACUUUGGGCCGCCGGUGUGGACGUUGAAGCUACAAUGAGCUCGGAGCACCAGAGCGACAGCGAGGACGCGGACGAGGCGCAGGACAGCAGGCCCGACGGCGGCAGCAGCCUUUCCGACAAAGAGGAAGAAGACCCCGACGUCAACGACUCCGCCGACGAAGAGCGGAGCGUUUCUCGUUCUCCGCCGGCGAGCAGCGGGGAGGAACCCGAGCGGAAUGCGAGGUCUCCGGCGCCCGAGGAGUCGGAGGUCCGGCGCGAGCCGACCCCCACGCAGGCUGCAGGAAGCGGCGGGAGCUCCGGAGGAGACGGCGGUAGGAAGAACAGCCUGUUUUCCUGGCUGCAGAGCAGGUCUGUGAGACGCGGCGUGUUCGUGGACCCCGCUAGGGAUAAUUUCAAGACAAUGACCAGUUUGUACCGUUCAAUGAACCCGGCUGUGGACUCUGUUAACCUGAGCACUCAAACCCACGGAGCCGUCUUCAACCUGGAGUACUCCCCGGACGGGUCUGUGCUGACUGUGGCAUGUGAACAAACUGAGGUGUUGCUGUUUGAUCCAGUCUCAUCCAAGCAUAUAAAGACGCUGACGGAAGCCCAUGAGGACUGUGUCAACAACAUAAGGUUUUUGGACAAUCGAUUGUUCGCCACCUGUUCAGACGACACCACAAUUGCAUUAUGGGAUCUCCGAAAGCUGAAUUCAAAGGUUUGCUCUUUGCACGGUCAUGCCAGCUGGGUGAAGAACAUUGAGUAUGACACCAACACUCGUCUCCUUGUGACAUCUGGCUUUGAUGGCAAUGUUAUCACAUGGGACACCAACAGAUUUACAGAAGAUGGCUGCCCACAUAAAAAGUUCUUCCACACCCGCUAUCUCAUGAGAAUGCGUCUGACACCGGACUGUUCCAAGAUGCUCAUCUCCACCUCCUCAGGGUACCUGCUCAUCCUUCAUGACCUGGACCUCACCCAGUCCCUGGAGGUGGGCAGCUACCGCAUGCUGCGAGCACGGCGGACUCCCCUGAGCUCAGAUGGAGGCACGUCAGCGUCCAGAUCGGCUGGAACGCUUCGACAGGGAAAUGACUCCAGCAAGAUCCACCCACACAGGGAAGGUCUUUCUCCCAGGAACAGCCUUGAAGUGCUGACUCCAGAAAUCCCUGGAGAGAGGGACAGAGGGAACUGUAUCACCUCACUGCAGCUUCACCCUAAAGGCUGGGCGACACUCAUCCGCUGCUCCAGCAACAUGGACGACCAGGAGUGGACUUGCGUGUAUGAGUUCCAGGAAGGAGCCCCCACUCGCCCACUAGUCUCUCCUCGUUGCUCCCUACGCCUCACCCACUACAUCGAAGAAGCCAAUGUUGGAAGGGGCUACAUCAAGGAGCUGUGUUUCAGCCCAGAUGGACGGCUCAUCUGUUCCCCGUAUGGCUACGGCGUGCGUUUGCUGGCCUUUGAUGAACGCUGCGGUGAGCUGGCCGACUGCCUGCCUGUACAGACAAGCUGCCUGAGGGAGAUUCGCUCCAUCUACUCGCACAGCGACGUAGUGCUCACCACCAAGUUCUCCCCGACACACUGCCAGCUGGCCUCGGGCUGCCUCAGCGGCCGGGUGUCUCUGUACCAGCCCCAGUUUUAGUGUCCAGCAGAGUGACGCUCUGCAGCUCUGGGUAAAGAGUUCUACCAAUCACAGUUCCUUUACCAGAAUCAUUUUGUGUUUAAAAUUGGUAUUAUUAUUAUUAAUAAUAGUAGUAGUUAGACAAAAUAGUUAGACAAAAAUAUUUGGAAAAUUUAUAUGCAACUAAUGUCAUACAUUGAAAGUUUUGCUUAAAUUACCGUAUUUUUAUGCUAAAUGUUUUUAUGCGUACACUGCAUGUUUGACUGCUGAUGGAUCUUAUUAAAGAAAAUACUAACUACAGUUAGUUAGCUGGUGGUUGUAGUCAUACUAACGAUGGUUGGCAUUGAUAGCAUUGACCACAAGUAGCAUGACUAUAUUCUAAUACUAACCGCAGUUGGUGUUUUCUUUAAUACGACUUGUCGGUACUCAAACACAGCAUGUCAGUGUAACGGUGUCUGCUAUAAGUGGGUAUGUGUCACAUCUGGUAACUUUGAUCGCUGUGCAUAAGAAGAUAUUUUCCUAAUGGUUAACUAUUCGUAUUAAUCAAACCCCAUUCAUGAAUUGGGCCAAGAUGAAUGCUGAUGGGUAGAGUUGCCGGAAGCCAAAAAUUCUGUUGUUGUUAAGGUACUUUCUGCUCAGUGGGUUAAUUCCAAAAGUUGUUACAGCGCAGUGACAACAAAACAGUCGUAUUAUUACACAAUCCUUGGCCAUUAUUCGACAACUCCUCCGUAACGCUUGUUGAUGUUAUGGUGGACUCAUGGGCAACUAGCUACUCUUACUUUACCUACAACCAGUCAUGGUGCAUUGUGGGAAAUGUCUGGCAGUGGUGGAAUAUCUGUCUGCCAUGACUUGUAACGGCUGAGUUCAAGUUGCUACCCCUUGUUACAUUUGCCAUAGGAGUGUGAGAAAUGAUGAGAUAUACUUUAUUGAUGUCCCAGUGUUGAAAUUAUGUAUGAAAUCUUUUGAACACUUAAACAUUGCUCCAUUCACAACAUACUACGAGUGAUUAAAAACUUGGCAAAGAUGAUGCCGACCUCCCACACAAGUCACCUCAGGAUUAACCACAAACUAACCGGUGAUCCUGCUCUUGGCCCAGAUCGUAAAAUGGUGACGGUGUUUGUUUUUGCAUUUAGAGUCAAAUUAAUUUUAACGUGUAAAAAAUGAUAUAAACAGUUGUAACCCAAAUGAACACAUGCCAGUUUAAAGCCCAAAAUAUCCAAGAUGGGCAGGGCUAAUGCAGGAAUUGGUUUUAUUUUGAUGCAAAGUAUUAAGCGUAAAAUACCUAAAAUCAAACGCUUUUUGUUUGCCUGAUUAUGACCUGCAUGGAAGAGCCAUGUUUAUAUGGCACCUGAUAUAUGCAGGUUACAGGGACAGGAUGUGUUAAAACUGUUUAUUAGCUCUAGAUCCAGGUCUGCAGCUGUGGAUCAAACUGUUUGGGUGCCUUAGGGGGGAUGUUCAGUGAAAAACCUUCAGCUGACCAUAAAGAAUAAUGGGGAGAAAAGGGAAAAAAAUGCAGCUGAGCUUUGAAAAUGGAAAACUGCUCCUGUGCAGAGUGAGGAUUAUGAGGUCCAGACCUCAAAACUCAUCAUCACUGUCAGCUUGAAUCAAGACAUGAAAAGUGUCAUCGGUGGAAGUGAACAGGUGACUACCAGUACUUCUGUCUGCCUUUUUUUUUUUUUUUUUUAACCGCAGGUUUGAUCUGAACAACAGUCGACCACUUUGAGACUUGGCACAUCCAGAUAAAGCCAUCUGGAGAUAAAAAGAACAACACAAAAACAAAGGACAAAUGAAUUAAAUCAUUGUAACAAAGUGUGAAGUGGGAGUGGUUCUGUCUCUGUCGGCUUGCUGCUUCGCUCGACUCAUGCCUUUUCCACAGGUGCUGCUUCUCUGCUCAUACAAUCUGAACUUUAACCUUGAGAUAAAGGACCUCAUCUUCAACGUCUUUUUCCUUCUUUCAUAUACGCGAUUCCUCGUUACUUUCUUUUUCAUCACCACCUUGUUUUUUCGCUCAUGUUUUUUGAAAGGAUUUUACCGUUUUCUUUUUUUAUCAUUGUGCUGUUACGUCAGGACUACUCAUAGCACGUUGUGUUUGUUUGAUUCUGUAUUCACAGUUUGCCGUCUCUGAGGGAAAGAGGUUUACAGGCAGAUGUUUUUCGUUCUAAUCCUGUGAAGAGAAACUGAUGUUGGUCGGACUAAACAAAAAGUCUGACUGUCAUAAACUUAUCUUUAACGUUGAGAGUCAAAAUGCAGUAUCUCACUUGUUUUCCCAAAUCCUCUUUGCACAAAGCAGUACCACACAGUUUCACACUUCAGAAAAGAACCCUAAUAUGUAUAAUUCCUAAAAAGAAAAAUCAGCAGAUUACACUAAUUGCACAUCUGUUUGAGGCACAGAUGGACCCCGUAACAUUUUUGCCAAAAAGGCUGCCUCAGCAUUGUUAGUUUUACCUUCCGGGACAAAACUUUUGCCAAGAAAAACUGAACUCAUCAUUCUUGACUUUGUACCUCAGUUUAUUUUAUGUCGAGACUGUUGUGAUCUGCACCAAUGUUUGAAUGCUCUUUCUCACAUCAUAUCUAUUGUCAUUUUUUUGAAAGCUGUUUGCCACGAUCACCAAUCUCUAAGACUUCUCUUUUAUUCUGGAUAAAACACAGUUGUUUUGGCGCUGCUGAAGCUUUUGUGGUUGCAUCCCACGUAGCUUAGACACUCAGCAUAUUACACCAUAAUGUAUCCAAAUGACAGUAAAACCCGACUGAGGAGUAUUCACAUGCAUUUGUGUAAAGAAGUUUGUAACUACUAUGCAGCCAACAUUUCCUAAGUCGUUCUCUGUUAUUUGUUUGUGUAUAUAUGUGUGUGUGGGGGGGGGGGGGGGUCAGAUGCCAAAAUUAUUUUUGCUUUUGCCACCUUAUUAGUGCUGUGAGCUGAAAACUAACGAUGACCAUUUAAAAUCUUCUUUAUAUUCUUAAAAAGCAGCAGCAAUUAGUUGUGAGAUCCUGAGUUGAUCAGAAAUACCAGCACUGAUGCAUAUAUGGGCCUUUACUUAUUUAUUUUUAAAUGGCUUGUGGCAAUUAUAUAAAAUUAUACAUUUCUGAGCUUUGAAUAUAAACACCCAAACUAAAAUUGUAUAUGUUUAUAUGUCAUUUAAAAAGCUGUAUUGUCAUUUUAGUCAUUUUUCAGGACACAUUAUGUAUCGAUGUUCAACAUCAUGACAGGAAAUGGCCAAAAAAAAAAGUUUGGACUCAAAUACAGAUUUGUCUAAAAAUGUUUCUAUGGCUGACCAUCCAUCCAUUCUAAACCCACUUAUUUCAGUUAAGGGUCACAGGGGUCCUGGAGCCUAUCCCAGCAGUCAUUGGGGGAGAGCCAGAGUACACCCUGGACAGGCCGCUAGUCUGUCGCAGGGCCAUUCUGAGGACCAUCUUUCUUAAAAACCUAAGCAAUCUGCCCUCUGCUGUUGGAUUCAUUGUGAGACAGAUAGGAGUGAUAGGAUUAGCUCCACCCAUAUAGUGACGCUUCACUGAAAUCGCUUGCCAAUUAGCGUCGUUUUCAUGUGCUGUAAACAAAAUUUUCACCCAUGUUUCUUUAUUAGAAGAAAUUUCUGCAGGGCUUAAACCACUGGCUUGUGUGUCACAUCCUGUCCCCAAACCACCUGUUUGAAACUCCUGUUUUAAAGUGGCUUUUUCAUUAAUUGUCCCCUUAACAUUCUAUUGGACAAGUGGGUAAAGCAUGUUUUAAAGCGACUGAAUCGUUAAUAUAGAGGUGACGAGUAGACUAGUAUCUAAACACUUGCACAAGGAACAAGACUCACUGGUGCUUUUGGUUUACAAAAAUGUGAAGUUUCAUUUUUAAAAAGUUAAACUUUACUGUUUACUGCUUAAAAUGCGUGUUUGUUCAGUGUUCUGUCUGUCACAGACUGGGUCCAUUUAUUUUCAGGUCAGUUGGUUUGGGAAUGUUAAAAAAAAAACUGCUAAAUAAUAAAUUGUCUCAUCGCAUUUCUUUGGGAGAAAAAUUAGAUAAAUAGUCUUAAGUGAGCUGCAUAUUUUAUUUUGUAAACUGACUGACCUUAGGGUAAAUCAGGCCACAGUAAUAUAUAUAUAUAAUCACUGCUGCUUUUAUUUCACUUUUCCACAAGCUACGCAGGGAGAAGUGUCUUAUCUGUGCUAUUUGCUUCGGGUACACCAACUGGAAAAUUUCCAUUUUUAGGGUUUCUUGUUCUCACUCCUGUUCUGGCUUUUAACUUGUGUUGCAUUGUGGUGUACACAAAAUGAAAACAUUGUACUUCUGACAUGGCUAUUAUACACACUGAGCAUUUGCAACGAUGAAGCUAAAAUGGUACGUAACGUCACUGAAAUAAGAAGGGGAGCUUUGUGCAUUGCUGAAUUUUUUUGAGUCCAGUGUCACUCCACAUAUGCAUUGUUCAAAAGCAGCCACUAGAGGGCUGCCACUUUGUAGUAAUGUUGCAUUUGUCACUAAAACACUUUUCUCUCAGUACUGUUGCUUGGUUUUUCUUUGAAUUAAAAUCAUAUUUAUAUAGACUUCAGGUGAC
Molecule: messenger RNA, 6239 nt
Organism: Thalassophryne amazonica
Lineage: Eukaryota; Metazoa; Chordata; Actinopteri; Batrachoidiformes; Batrachoididae
Gene: wdr32
Product: WD repeat domain 32
Exons: 7
Coding region: 142-1722 (526 amino acids)
Cellular component (GO): Cul4-RING E3 ubiquitin ligase complex
Molecular function (GO): protein binding
Source: RefSeq, a predicted model, not a curated record